AUGAGACUCCAUUUGCUUCUCCUUAUUCUCCUUCUUUUUUCAAUUCUUUUAUCCCCAGUGAAGGGGGGAUUGUGGUUGGUGGCUGAAGGUCGUUGUCUCAAUUUGUCUGGUGUUUGCAGAAGAGAUGUCUGCAAAGUAGUAGAAGAUCCAAUUGGUGCCUGCCGAAGAAGGAUGAAGUGAUGUAGAGCAUGGAGGAUAUUAAUGCCAAUUCCAACACCACUUAUCAUGUCAGAUUAUCAAGAACCCCUAAAACCUAAGUUGAAAUGAAACUGACAUAAUAUAAAAAUACAUCAAAAGUGAAGUUAUUUGCAUCUAAGAAUAUUAAA
Molecule: messenger RNA, 326 nt
Organism: Rhinopithecus roxellana (golden snub-nosed monkey)
Lineage: Eukaryota; Metazoa; Chordata; Mammalia; Primates; Cercopithecidae
Gene: DEFB109B
Product: defensin beta 109B
Exons: 3
Biological process (GO): defense response to bacterium; cell chemotaxis
Molecular function (GO): CCR6 chemokine receptor binding; chemoattractant activity
Source: RefSeq, a predicted model, not a curated record